AUGAUCUCAUUGAUCCAUAACAGGACUCUGACACUCCAAGACGACCUAUUUGCGGAGAGCGCAGCUCUUACGUUGAUGAGUACAGACAUUGAUGGCAUUAUUGAGCAUCUGGAAAAUUUCAAUGAUGUGUGGGCUCGCACAAUUGAAGUGGCAAUUGGUACAUGGCUACUUGAAAGACAAAUGGGACCAACUUGCGUGGUUCCGUUAAUUCUAACUCUAGCAUGUCUAGGUGGUCAGAAGCUAGUGGCGAAGACAAUCGGAGAGAAUCAGCAAAAUUGGAAUCUUGAAAUCCAGAAGCGGAUUCAAAAUACAUCCUCCGUACUGGGCUCUAUCAAAGCUACUAAGAUUUCAGGACUUUCUGGCAAACUAUCUCAGGCCCUGCAGGGGCACCGCGAACGAGAACUAUCUGUAUCCCGCGCUUUCUUCAAGGGAAUCAUGUGGCUGAACGGUCUAGCAAGUGUGCCUCGGAUAUGGUCGCCUGUCAUUACCUUCAUUGUGUACGCUGUACAAGCAGAACUAAGGGCGGAUGACUCCCUCACCACCGUGAAAGCCUUCACUGCUUUGAGUAUCAUCACCCUCGUCACUACGCCCGCGGAACGAUUACUCGCUGUCUUGCCCCAGUUAGCGGCUGCUAUGGGAUGCUUCCAGCGGAUCCAUGAAUACAUGAUAUCCGAACCAGUGAAAGAUACCCGAAUUGACACCAAAAAUAUGCCGUUUACUUCAGACAAAACCGAGCCGGAUCUUGCCAUCGCCUUGGAUAGCGUGACUGUCUUGCCUUCACAAAAAGCUACAUGUACCGCCCUGACUGACGUGUCUUUCAAGGUCACCAGCGGUAGCCUGGUGGUUGUUAUUGGGCCUGUUGGCUCUGGUAAAACUACAUUGCUGAAAACCAUCCUCGGGGAGCUUAAUUGUCUGUCGGGUUCCGUGUUUAUCAAACCGAGCAAAGUGUCCUACUGCAGCCAGAAUCCAUGGUUACUCAAUACAACAAUUAAGAAAAGCAUCACUGGUAUCUCGGACCACGAGGUUGACGAGAAGUGGUACGAAACUGUCAUACAUGCAUGCUGCUUGGAUGAGGACAUUCGUCGCUGGCCGGACGGUGACCAAAGCGAGAUUGGAAGCAAGGGCCUUGCCCUUGCAGGGGGCCAAAAACAGAGAGUGGCCCUGGCUCGUUCGGUGUACAGUCGCCACGAUAUAGCCUUGCUCGACGACGUCAUGAGUGCGCUGGAUGCGCAAACGCAAGAAAUGAUCAUUCAACGACUUCUCUCUCAUGAUGGAAUAUUUCGCCAGCUGGGAACAACUGUGGUUCUGACCACCCAUAAUUCUCGACACCUUGGAAUCGCAGAUAGUGUAGUCUCGCUCACUUCAGAUGGUCGAGUUGACCUUCAAACAACAGGCAUUGAGGCUAUUCGCAAUCAAAAUUUCUGGCAGGCUAGAAAAUAUUCCGAUCCGCAAAUUCAGGAUGAUAAUAACAAGCCCAACGAUCAUUCAAGCAUAAUGGCUUCGAACUCUGACCCUAUUAACGACAUUGAAAAUAUGGAUCGAACUCGGCAGAUCGGAGACCUCUCGGUAUAUUAUUACUACGCACGAACAGUCGGCCCAGUUCUCUGCGCCUUGUUUCUUGUUGGGCAUGCCCUCUUAGCAUUUGCCGAGAACUUUCCUCAAGUGUGGUUGAGCAAAUGGACCACGGCAGGAGGCGGACAGCUUCCUCUCUAUGUAUCCGUCUAUGUGGUGUUGGCAUUGGCAGCAUCGGUUCUUACUAUCUGGUGCAUAUGGGUCGUCUUCCUUGAACUGAUGCCGAAGUCGGCCGUUCGUUUGCACUGGUUGCUCUUGGAUACGACUAUGCAGGCACCGCUGUCCUUCUUCUCCGGUACUGACAAUGGUGUGACACUGAAUCGCUUCAGUCAAGAUAUGACCCUGAUAGACCUGGCUCUUCCUAUUGCGCUGAUGUCUUCCGCCGAGGCGUUUUUUGGAUGCAUUGCCACCAUUGGACUGAUCGCCACGGGGUCAGCGUUCAUGGCGACGACAAUACCGGCCACACUGAUCGUGCUCUAUUUUUUGCAAAAGAUUUAUCUCAAGACGAGUCGCCAACUGCGAUAUCUCGAUUUGGAGUCUAGAAGCCCGUUGUACUCUCACUUUGCCGAGGUACUCGAAGGUCUGCCGACAAUUCGGGCCUUUGGUUGGCAAGACGCCUCAUCAAAAAUCCUGACUCGGCAUCUUGAUCAGUCUCAAACACCGUACUACAUGCUACUUUGCGCGCAGAGGUGGCUGAACCUGGUAUUGGACAUCGUGGUGAUGGCAUUGGCAACCAUUGUGGUAACACUAGCCGUCAUGCUGCGUAGCAGCACAAGUUCCAGUCUCCUCGGCGUCGCGUUGAACAAUAUCCUUGGGUUCAAUCAACUAUUGUCAUAUUUUAUCACAUCAUGGACUACUCUCGAGACCUCACUCGGAGCGAUAGCCCGUGUUAAGUCAUUUGUUGAGACAACGCCUUGUGAAAAUCAACCGGGUACAGCCGCAGAGCUGCCUACAUCAUGGCCCGAUAAGGGGGAGAUUGACAUACAGGAUCUUUCUCUCCGCUAUCCCGACGGAACCCUAGCUCUGGAUAACAUCUCCAUGCACAUAAGGCCUGGCGAAAAAAUCGGCAUCUGCGGCCGCACUGGCAGCGGGAAAAGCUCCCUCACGCUAGCCAUGUUACGCCUCGUAGACCUCUCGCAUGGCAGUAUCACAAUUGACCAGACUGACAUUUCCAGAAUCGCCCCCGGAUCAAUCCGCGAGAGGCUGAUAGCCGUGCCGCAGGACCCGUUCACGCUUUUGGGAACCAUCCGCUAUAACGCCGAUAUCAUGGGACUUUCCAGAGACUGCGAGAUUACAUCUGUGCUGAAGGAGAUUGGCGUCUGGGCGGCGAUUGAAAGCCGUGGAGGCCUGGACACACUCCUCGAAGACCAUCCACUGUCGCAAGGCGAGCAGCAACUCUUUUGUCUGGCACGGGCAAUUCUCAAAAGACAAACCAGUAAUGGUGGAUGCCAGGUGCUCAUUUUGGAUGAAGCCACGAGCAGCCUUGAUGCAGAAACAGACCAGCGAGUGCAGAAAGCCAUGAGAGACGCUUUCCAUGACUGUACUGUCUUCAGUGUCGCGCAUAGACUUGACACGAUCAUAGAUUUCGAUAGAAUUGCUGUGUUGGAUUCUGGAUGUCUUGUUGAGUUUGAUACUCCGCAAAAUCUUCUUGCCAGAGAUGGUUUAUUCAAGCAGAUGUACUCCGGUACAGAUAAACAAGAGCUUCAUCGCUAG
Messenger RNA from Penicillium coprophilum, 3285 nucleotides. Its product is annotated as ABC transporter integral membrane type 1. The transcript has 8 exons. Bases 1 to 3285 code for a protein of 1094 amino acids. Lineage: Eukaryota; Fungi; Ascomycota; Eurotiomycetes; Eurotiales; Aspergillaceae. Gene Ontology annotation, biological process: transmembrane transport. Gene Ontology annotation, molecular function: ATP hydrolysis activity; ABC-type transporter activity; ATP binding. Gene Ontology annotation, cellular component: membrane. The record is from RefSeq and is a predicted model, not a curated record.